AUGAUUGCUCAAAAGUUGUUGCUUGGCCUAGCCGCCACCACUCUCACCGCAGCCUCCGAGAACAUUGUCAAUCUUCCGUUCGUAGAUGAUUACAAAACCGGCAUUGGCCACUGGUCUCAAUUUGGCAAUGGAACAUGGGAUUCUCAUCAUAAUCUUCUCGAGGGAAGGCUUGGUGAUAUCUCAACGUGGUUAAUUGUGACCCCAAACCGCAACGACUAUUCCAUCAGUACCACUACCAGCGCCAUUAAUUAUCCCGGUGUCUCGAACGGCAUCAUAUUUCGAGCCAGGCAGAGGGAUAAAGCCAACUUUUACUCUGUUGUUCUUCAUGUCGACUAUGUCGAGAUCCAUGUAUGGAAGGAUGGCAAGGCAGAGACGUUGAAGAGGUCAGAGCCGGUUAUUAGGCCUGGAGUCGAAACACCAAUUCGGGUCGAAGUCACCGGAAGUAACUUCAAAGUCUUCCUCCCCUACGGUGGUGACAGUGAGCCUCUCCUCGAGGUUGAUGAUCAAACCCAUGACAAGGGUGGCGUUGGAUUCUUCAUUCAAGGUGAAGGUCAUGAUGACUUUGCCGGUAUAUUCCGCACCAUCUCAAUUUCCGACAAUCACCAUGACGAACGCCUGGAGCUUUAA
Molecule: messenger RNA, 627 nt
Organism: Clonostachys solani
Lineage: Eukaryota; Fungi; Ascomycota; Sordariomycetes; Hypocreales; Bionectriaceae
Source: the annotation of a GenBank genome assembly